Messenger RNA from Linum trigynum, 2992 nucleotides. The record is from the annotation of a GenBank genome assembly. NCBI's taxonomy places the organism in Eukaryota, Viridiplantae, Streptophyta, Magnoliopsida, Malpighiales, Linaceae.
UCCUAUGAAAUAACAUGAUUUGAACUAGUUAAAAUUAUUAACUAAACAAUAUGACACCUACAAAUUAUAAUAUAAGAUUAAUUAAUGUUGAACAUUUGAUUAUUUUUUUUAUCGUUACAUCAAUCACAUGUACCAUACACGACAUACAAAAUGAAUGUAUCAAAUACGAUCUAAGAAUUUAGUAAACAAGCCUAGCUCGAACUCGACUCGACUCGUUAAUAAAUGGCUCGAGCUCAGCUCAUUUGUUAACGAGUCAAGCUCAAGCUGGGAUAAAACUCAGCUGAGCUCGACUUAUUUGGAGCUCUAGUGGAGGGCCCGAAGGGCUCAUGCAACUGAACCCCAAUAUAUAUAUAUAUAUAUAUAUAUAUAUAUAUAUAUUUUUUUUUCCGAUAUGAGUUAUGAAAUGUAAUUAUGUGAUGGCUAAAAUCUAUAUGAUGGGUGAAGAGAUGUAUAAAUGCAAAGAAGUGUUAGGAAUAGUUGAGAGUAGAGAUUCUCGUGAAAUUGCUCUGAGUGUUGUGAGUUGUGUGAAUAAUUCUCUUUACCUUAGUGCUUUUGAAGAAGAUAAUGAAGUUGAUCCGUGCUCUAGUUAUGUAAAGGGUUUUGCGUUUCACCUAAAGGAACUCAACAUGGAAUUAGUAGCAUUGAAAUAAUAAAAUCCUAGUAAAUUAGGUCUCAAAGCUAGAACCUAUGAGUCGAGACAUAAGCGAUAGGAUGAACUCGGUUAACAAAAAUCACGUGUCAUUAUUUACUUGUGUAGAAUAUACUUUCUCUGGUUUACCUUUUCGGAUUGCAAGUACCCUGGUCUUCAAACGAGUGUGAAUGUUUUCUCUAGGCCCCUCGGAUGAUUGGGUCGUGGCUUGUAGCUGGGCACAAAACAAUCUCAUUGAAGAAGACGAGUUCUAAAUACACGGUUUCAGAUAGGAGUUAAAAGAUGAAACUGCGUAGUUGAGAACAUAGUUAGUAAAUAUUUCGUUUAAUAUACGUAUGUGUACCCGUACGUACUUUAUCCGUUUAAAAUUUAUGUAUCCGUAUUAUUGUCAAACCGUUUCAUUUUCCCGUUAAUUUGAUGGCUCCCGUACUAAACACGUAUAAAACCCGUAUAACACGUUUAAUAUCCAUAUUUAAUGAAUCAAAUUGUUAACUUUACGAUCAUUUAUAUAUUUAAAAUAAUUAAUUUAAUAUACUAUUAACAUACUAUUAAACGUACUAUUAAUUUAGAGAUAAAAUAAAAUACACACGUACUUAACUUUUCCGUAUUGUAUUUUACUAACUAUGGUCCGCAAAAGAGCUUAAGUUAAAGACUUAAAGUUCACCGCCGGACGAAUCUCAGACACCCAAAUUGACCGCAGCACGACGUCGCUUCAUCCAGCAGCAGCACUCAUCGUCUUCUCCGUCAGCCUUGAGAAAGAAAAUGACAUAACAGCUUUUAGCUUUCACCGCCGGGGAAACCGCGGAGCGGCGACUCGAACCCCCAAUUUGACCGCUCGGCCUCCGAUCCAGCUGUCUCAAAUUCUCCCGUUCAAGAAAAAAAUGGAAUCCCUAUCUGCUUCGAAAUGGACAAAUUCCCUCCUUUAUUUGUCCUUGAUACUCUCCACCCUCUUCCUCUUUCACUCCCAAAUCGCCACCAGGUUGCUCGUCGGCCACCACCCGCUGCGCCUGAAGCGCUCCCCGGAUCUCCCUCUCCGGUUUCGCGACGACGGCACCUUCAAGAUCCUCCAGGUCGCCGAUAUGCAUUUCGGGACCGGGAUGGUGACCCGGUGCAGAGAUGUGCUGCCUUCCGAGUUCGACUACUGCUCCGACCUCAACACCACUCGCUUUCUCCGGCGGAUCAUCGAGCUCGAGAAGCCUGACUUCAUCGCUUUUACAGGAGAUAAUAUCUUUGGAAGUAGUACAACUGAUGCUGCUGAAUCCUUGCUUCGUGCAUUUGGUCCAGCCAUGGACUCUGAAAUUCCAUGGGCAGCAGUGUUGGGUAACCACGACCAGGAAUCUACAAUGACACGGGAAGAGUUGAUGUCUUUUAUAUCGCUUAUGGAUUACUCAGUGUCACAAGUCAAUCCGCCGGCUGAAGUAGCUGCUAAUUACGUGGAGUUGCCGAAAAGGAGACGAAUUGAUGGCUUUGGGAACUACGAUCUCCAAGUAUAUGGUCCUCCUGGUUCUAGGUUGGCAAAUGACAGUGUAAUGAAUCUCUACUUCCUUGACAGUGGAGAUAGAGAAGUAGUCCAAGGGAGACGUACUUACGGGUGGAUUAAAGAAUCUCAACUUCAAUGGCUUCGUGAUGUUUCGAAGCGAAAUAAGGACCAGAUUGAGAAUCUCAAUCACAUGACAGAGGGUUUAAGGAUGGCUGCAAAUCCUGCACUGGCUUUCUUCCACAUCCCAAUUCCUGAGAUUCCGCAGCUAUAUUAUCAAAAGAUUGUUGGCCAGUUUCAGGAAGGUGUUGCUUGUUCAUUGGUUAACUCAGGGGUCUUGAAGACUUUUGUAUCAAUGGGGGAUGUGAAGGCUGUUUUUAUGGGGCAUGACCACACCAAUGAUUUCUGUGGGACUUUAAAUGGUAUCUGGUUUUGUUAUGGUGGAGGAUCUGGAUACCAUGGUUAUGGAAAACCCGGGUGGCCACGCAGAGUCAGAGUUAUAUCGGCUGAACUGGGAAAAGGUGAAAAAUCAUGGAGAGGAGUUGAAAGAAUCAGAACCUGGAAGCGUCUCGAUGACAAAAAAUUAUUAACUAAGAUUGAUGAACAAGUCUUGUGGGAGUUGUGGCAGCCAAGAUAAUCUUAUACCUUGUAUUGUCGUACGUAAAAAGAUUUGAUGUCCCUCUUGCUGUUGUAGGAUUAUUACAAGGCCUAAUUUUAGUGGAUGGUGCCGGCUCACUGGGUUCCUGCAGCUGACAUGUUUGGAGGUUAUUUUCAGAAACAAUCUUAGUUUGCUUCUCUUAUUUGCUUGGAUGUGAAGUAAUACACUGAAGAAGCCUACCUACAGUCAAUAUACAGGUUUGGGUUUU